UCAUCUCGACUGUCAUCUUCUGAGUUCUGAAACUAAAAGGCAAGCUUUAACAGAGGAGAAGUGAGAUUCGCAGCUGAAGAAGAAGAAGGAGAAUGGAGGAAACCACUACACCACAAGUACCAUUUAAAAACAAUCUUCAUAGCAGAGAAUUUCAAGGUCACAAGAAGAAGGUCCAUUCGGUAGCUUGGAAUUGCUUAGGCACGAAGCUCGCUUCAGGUUCUGUUGAUCAAACCGCUCGAAUUUGGCACAUUGAGCCUCACGGGCAUGGCAAGGUUAAAGAUAUUGAACUGAAGGGGCACACUGAUAGUGUGGAUCAAUUAUGUUGGGACCCUAAACAUGCUGAAUUAAUUGCGACUGCAUCUGGUGAUAAAACUGUCCGACUCUGGGAUGCUCGUAGUGGUAAAUGCUCUCAACAGGUGGAACUCAGUGGGGAAAAUAUUAAUAUUACAUAUAAACCAGAUGGGACACAUAUAGCUGUUGGAAAUAGGGAUGAUGAGCUAACAAUACUGGAUGUUCGUAAAUUUAAGCCAAUUCACAAGCGCAAAUUUGGUUAUGAGGUAAAUGAAAUUGCUUGGAAUACUACGGGAGAGAUUUUCUUUCUUACAACAGGAAAUGGUACUGUUGAGGUUCUAGCUUACCCAUCUCUUAAAGCACUACACACUCUGUCAGCUCAUACAGCAGGUUGCUAUUGCAUCGCAAUUGCUCCUAAUGGAAGAUAUUUUUCUGUUGGGAGUGCUGAUUCUCUAGUCAGCCUCUGGGAUCUGUCAGAGAUGCUCUGUGUACGGACCUUUACAAAGCUUGAAUGGCCUGUCAGAACCAUAAGCUUCAAUCACACGGGAGAGUUUAUUGCUUCAGCCAGUGAAGAUCUAUUUAUUGAUAUUUCUAACGUCGAAAGUGGUCGAACGGUUCAUCAAAUUCCUUGUCGGGCGGCAAUGAACAGCGUGGAAUGGAAUCCCAAAUAUAACUUAUUGGCGUAUGCAGGAGACGACAAGAACAAGUACCAGGCUGAUGAAGGUGUUUUCAGAAUAUUUGGGUUCGAGAGCACCUAAUAACCAGCUGUCAAGAGGCAAGUUUCAUUGUCAUUUGAACAAAUGGAUGCUUAUUCCUCUUUUUUUUUUUUCAUUCUUAUCAGUUGUCCCCAUGAUUAGGCUUUACUUGGGAAAUUGAUGCUCAUAUGUUGUAACUAGAAGUAGCCUUUUAUUAAUUAAUAGAAAUAGUAAAUCUUCAUUUC
Molecule: messenger RNA, 1231 nt
Organism: Papaver somniferum (opium poppy)
Lineage: Eukaryota; Viridiplantae; Streptophyta; Magnoliopsida; Ranunculales; Papaveraceae
Product: THO complex subunit 3
Exons: 11
Coding region: 93-1049 (318 amino acids)
Biological process (GO): mRNA export from nucleus
Cellular component (GO): THO complex part of transcription export complex
Molecular function (GO): protein binding
Source: RefSeq, a predicted model, not a curated record